UUAGAAAAUACAAGCCACCAUCGGAACACCAUCGAAUGAUUACCAUUCGAUGGUGACAAACAUCGGAAGGUCUCCAUUGAAUGAUAAAAACCACUACCAUCGAAAGAAAAACAUCGAUGGUACUGAGACAUCGGUCAUGCCCCUAAAUCAUCAUAGGUACCAGAAGAAACAAUGGCAGCGGCGGCGGGCACCGUGUGAGGGGGAAGACAGAGGACACCAAGAAGUAGCAAGGAGGAGGAUGCUGCAUCGUACACAUAAGGAAGAGUGAGGUGCACGGAGUCCUCCACCCCCCGUCGCCCCCUUCCCCUCCUCCUUCUCCUCCACCUCCUCCUCUGGAGAGAUGCAGCAGAGAGCAGGGUGAUGCACAAAGGGCUGUGCGCGCCGGAGAGGAUGCUGCAUCCUGCAGGAGGAGCAGAGACAGGGAGGAGCAUCCACCUGCUGCAGCCGGGGCUCCCAGCCCAGCGCCGCCGCUGUGUGCCACACUAACUGCUGCUGCUGCUGCUGCUGCUGCAGAGGGGUGGGGGGGAGAAUACUCACUGAGUCAGGGGAGCACACAUCACUGAGCCAGCACAGGUGCUCCAGCACAUCAGUGUACACUCACUGCUCCAGGAGAGACCCUCAUCCAUCCUCCCAGAUCCUGAGCCAGGAGAGAGAGAAAGGAUACAGAAGGGGGAGAGAGAGGGGGCACAUUCUGCAGCCACCUCCACACCAGCUUCCAGAGCCCCUGCACCAGCCAUGCCACCUUGCCUUCUAGGAUACGAGAUUUAUAGGAGAUCAGUGUGCUGCAUACAUUAACCACACGCUGCUGCUGAGAAAUACGUGUUGGAUUCACAAGGUUCUGCAGUCCAGAUUGAGGGAAAAUAGACGUGUAAUCGAAUGGGUCCUCUUGGCAACAGGUGCUGAAGGAUGCAAGAUGCCAAUAGUCCGCGCCCGUCAAGCAGCCUGCAGAUCACUACCGAAGGCCCAGAGAUAAGGCGGGAAUGCAUUGUUCAAGGUUGGACACAAGUGGUGAGGUAUGGAGUGAGUGCCAGAACGAUAAAUUGAUGGACGGCCAAGAAGAGAAAGACUCUGCCCCCGAAGCAGUCAGCACACUUCUAAUUAAUGGGAUUAGUGGAAAUGAGCCACAUGAUCCUGUGGAUGAUGUGAAGUCCUAUGAUGCUGCAGAUGCUCCUGUCACGUUCCCAGCCUUAAUGCAGAAGGAAAUCCAAGCCUGUCACCGAGCAUUGCCACCCAUCAUUUCCAAAGAGCCUUGCUUGCUGGGUCCUCCUUCUCCCCUGAGGUUAUCCGAUACAGCGGAACAUGUUAUCAGUGACCCAUCAGCUCAGGCCAUAUCCCUGACAACCUGUGUCACCAAAGGUCUAAGUACUUGGUCCUUGCCCAGCGACAGUGAAAAAACACCUUUUACCAUCAUGGAACCUGGAGCUUUGUCAGCUCUGACUGGCGACUGCUUGAUGCAGCAAAGCCGGACCUGCCUAGGCUGUUUUAUAGAAUCAAAAGAUGGUGUAGAUCCAGAGCCAGGUGUCAGUUUGAAAAUAGAAGAUAUAAGUAGAGACUAUGACACCUGUCCCGUCUCUGACAUGGGGAUUCAUUGCAUGGGUACAGGAGACAGUCUAAAAUAUGGUGAUCAGCUGCUCUCUGACCAGCUCUUAAGCUUUCCUGUUCAUAAAUCACGAGAAACUGAUAAAAGGGACCAAGACAAGUCUGACAGUGAUUCAGAGGACCCUACGCCAAAAAACUAUUAUGAAGGAUUGCUACUCGACAAAUGCAACGGGGAUGAGGCAUUACUGGCCAACCCUAGCCAGGAGUGGGGCUACUUUGAGUCAUUUAUUAGCGAGAGUAAAAUUGAGCUGCUGGACUUGUGCUCUAAAAAUGAGCUGUCUGUAAACUUAUUUUCAGAGGAAGAUGUGGAUAAUUACAUGUUCGAUGAUGAUGAUUCUACACUUGGCAGUGAUGUGUGCUCCUUAAAGAUCAGGUACGAAUCAUUUCAGGACAAUGUUAGAGAGAAGACAAAUGCUCUUCAAGAAGAUGCUCAGUUUAACUUCUUCCCAAGCGUCUUCACUAAUUGCACCAAGAAGGAAAGCAAAGGAUCAAAUAAGAGGGUAGGAGAUCCUUCUCAAUUUAAAUUAGAAGAAGGUGGGAUAUGGGAAGAUGAUGAUGAAGAGGAAGAUGAUGAAGAAGAAGGGGAGAGUGGGAAAUCUGGCUUGAAUAAAACCUGUGGAAAUAUGGAUGUUGUGCAAUACAUAAGCACCAAAAGGAGCCACUUUCUGGAUUCAGUUAAUUCAGCUGAGGACUCAGGGGAGUACAGUGAUGACAGCUCAUGCAGUGAAUCAUCUUACGAUGUACUAGGAGACAUCAAAGACUGUACAAGAUACCUAUCCCGUGAGCACUCCCAUUCUCUAAUCCAGCCAAAUUAUGGUCUGAGGGUGAAAAGGAAAGUCAGGUACAGUGAUGACUACUUGUACGACAUGGAUUCCCUGGAGAAUGAGAAAGUUGUAGAGAAAAAGGAAGGCACACCAGAUGGAAUCAAAGAAGAAGAUGAUGAUGACUGGUGCCCUAAGAAACGCAGGAAAGUUUGCAGGAAGGAGCCACCUGUCAUCAUCAAGUAUAUCAUCAUCAACAGGUUCAAAGGUGAGAAGCACAUGCUGAUCAAGCUCGGCAAGCUUGAUGCGAAUGAGACCACAGUUACUCUGAGUGAUGACCAGCUUGGGAAAUACCAAAAGCUUGCACCAGUCAAGGAGUACUGGGAAGAAAGGAGGAGGAACACAUCAGCUCUGAGUGCACAGAGAAGUCUUAAUGGCUCAGAAAAUGCCAUUCCACCGAGAAAGAGAAAAGGCCAGCUAGCAAACAGACACCGGUUACAAAGGAUACAAACUAUUGAGCAACCAAUAAGCAGGGAUAUGCUUUCCUCCUAUGACCACAGGCAGGGAUGCAGCAGCAAAGAUAAUGCUAGCCUUAAUGACUUGCCUUCACUAGCUCUGCAAACCCCAAGCUGCGUGAAUGGAUUACACUUAAGUGACAUAGUAGAUGUUGCCCCUGUUAAAUGCAGAUCUUUAGAAAGGGAGCUUAAAUGUGCAGACCGGAAAGUGAUCAGGAGAAUCAAAUUUAAAAGUGAAGCUAGGUUGAAAUGCAAACAGCUAAAACUGGAGCAAGAAAAUGCCAUUAGUACUGCAGAUCCAAUAGAAAACUUUCCUUCCACUGAGAAUCCGGAUUCAGCAGCUCUUUUAAAAGAGGAAACCAUUCAUAGUGCACCAGACAGCUCUCAUCCAUCUCAGUGCCACACUGAUAAUGAAGCUAAAAAUUCCCCAUUUCUACAAGCCACCUGCACUCCUGACAAGCCAUUACCAUCUGCUCACAUCACUACCAAUGUACCAGUUCUCCCUGGAGGGUAUCUACAGACAUUGUUAGAUGCAUCAGACUCAUCUAGUGGCACUGGUAUAACAUACUUUGCCCCUCAUCCCUUGGGGCAGCACUCAGUUAACAUCAUGCAGACAGCAGAAAAACAGUUCAGUUCCCUACAACUUGCACAGAGCUGUGUGCUCUCUCCCCCAUCAGAGUCUGAGCUGCAGCAGUCACCUCAUCACUUAGACAUGGAGCAGAGCUUCCCAGACAUGUGGCAUAGCAAACCCCCUAGCAAUCAGGCUGAGUUCAUAUCAAACCUUAGGGAAGUGUCCAUCAUAUCUGGAGACUUUACCGGUUCUGCAGCUGUAUCAGAUACAGACAUGACAGCCUCUGGAUAUAGUCAAGUUCAUUCGAACAGCAGCAAACAGCUGUACCACAAAACAUUUCUGCAAGAGGGCCAGAUUCAGCAGGAUGACUCUUAUCAGCCCUGUCAUUAUAAUAGUGGAGAUGGGCACUUCAUACUGCAGAGAGGCACACUUAGCACAGACAAUGGCAGGCUUAUUAGUUUUGACUCAGUAGGCUCAUUGUCAGUUAGUUCCAGUAAUUACAGCUCUUUAAGCAUGAAGUCAUGUGAAAAAGAUGGAGAGGAUGAAAUAAGCGAUGAUUUUCUAGCCCAUUGCAGUCCCAAACUUAUAAUCCAGCAAAGCAUUGAUGAAAUCACACCUCUGAAGGAGUCUACUGACCUCCUGGACAUCUCCAACUUUACCCCUGACAAAUUCCGCCACUCAUCCCUUUCAGAGAUGUCCCCACCAGAUACACCAAAUCUCUCCCCUCAAAUCACAGGCACAGAUGUUAAGUCAGUAGGGAACAUAAAGGCUUUUCAGAAUGGUACCCAGGUUGUGCUCAAUGGACCAGAAAAGGCCAAGUGGAAUUGUGCUGUUCUUCCUCCACAGGAGCAGACUAAUAGUGGCUUUGCAUUAAAUAACCAUCAGUUUCAGUUUCAUAUGUUUAAUGAUGAGGAUUCUGUCAAUAUUUUGGAGAAAGGUCCAUGUCUGCCAACAUUUGAUGAGUCUGCCAUUCCAAUUCAUGCCAAUGGCAAACCCUCAAAAUCUAAAAAGAAACUGUCUGCCAGCAAAAACACAGGUGCCAACCAAAGUUCUUCUCCAAAAAGUAGCAAGAAGAAAACCCCCAAAGCUAGCAAAGGGGCAGAUAAAACACAGACAAAGACUCCUCGUCAAACAGGCCCCAAGUCAUCCAAGAAAGGGAAAAAUGGAAAAAAUGAAAAAACCCAAAGUGCUGGCAAUCGAUCAGGUCUCAUAAAUAAUGCAAAUUCAACUAAACAGGCUUUAACUGACUGCAUGAAGCUUUAUGGUCCUGGCUCGUCUAAGGCAGGGAAGCACACAGCUGGGGUCAGUGAGUGGACGCUAGAUAAAGGCAGUAAUACUGCAUGGUCCGAUCCUAGGGUAGGUAAUGCCAACAAUCUCCUUGAUGAUGAUCAGAGAGAAUUUGAGGAACCUUCUAACAUUCUUUCCAACAUUGCAUCUGGUAUGGCUGAUGUUCAAAGGUUCAUGAUGGCUUCAAUUGAGCCUUUUUAUAAUCCUGUGGGCCCCAGUGACAUCCCUGAUAUACUGCUGUCUCCAGAAUCAAACAGCCUAAAAUUGAAAACAUUGAAAAUCUUGGCUGGGACACCACAGGAUUUCAAGAAAAAGGUAAAUGGUACCUCAGUGGGAGGGUCCAAAAAGUCAACCAACAAAGGCUCAGGUAAGAACAAUGCUAAGUUUGGGGUCUUUGAUCCAAGCUCUUCAUUAGGUUAUGGAGCCAACCUUCAUGCAGCAUUUUUUGAUAAGAACUUUGGGAACCUCAGUAUUUUAACCAAUAAUGUACCAACUCACAAAAAGUUGUAUCGUCAUAAAUCAACAUCUAAGUCUCUACGAGAUGAAAACUGUAAAGGGAAAAGAAUAGACCAAGCACACAAGGACCCAAUGGUCACAGCUGCAUUUGAGAAACUGAGGUAAUGUUGCACCAAAAUGUCUCAAACAUAUAUUUUUUUUGUUUUGCUUUGUUUUUCUUCACACUUGCUAAGCCUGCUGGUCCUUGUUUAGUUUUCCCUUCAAACCAGUCUUAAAAAUGGCUAAAGCUGCAUGAUAGUCAUUGCCUUGCAUUAAAGAAGAAGCUGCGCAUGACAACUGCUAACGAGCUACCUAAAAAUCACUUGAUUCCUGACGUGGCCGUGUUUUACAAUGACUAAAGACUAACACAAAAUCCUAUUUUCUGCUGUUUGGCUUCUUUAUUUAUGAUAUACUUAUGUGCUUCUUAGUUUCUAAUGCAAAGAUUUUCUUUUACAAACACCUUGUAAAAAUAAAAAAAAAGUAACAAAAAGGAAAAUUAUGCAUUGAAACGCAACAAUGUGGAAUCUAAAGGAUAUGAAACACAUAUGUUGUUUAGAUUCAUGUGGUCCCAUUGAUGUUUUCUUCAGCUCCCCCUGCUGCACAUUCGCAAGAUCUGCCUAGGAGAAUCAAAAUGCGUGAAACUGUGUUUAUAGUCCCACCUACCGAGCUGACAUCGUGCAUUUUUUUCUCUGCAGGAAUCUAGGAAAACAGAAAAAAACUUUUUGGAUUUUCCAAGAGUAAAAAAAAAAAAGAGACUUUUUUUUUUUCUAAAAAAAAAAAAAAUACAUUGAUGUUUAUGUUUUGUUUCUUUGGGAAAAAUAUAUGCCUUGUGGAUUGUUGAUCUGUUAAGUGCUAAAAUCCAGGGUUUACAUUGUGAUAAUUUGUUUGAAGGGCAGCUUAAUCUGGUAUUCUCUGUGAAAGACUGUUUUAAAGUCAUACUGUUGUACAGUAGUUAAUGCACUAUUGCAGCCCACAAAAGAAAUGAAUUUGUGCCAAACUCUGAUCUGUGACUGUACAUAUUUUUAUUAUAUAUAAUAUAUAUAUACAAAUAUAUAUUACUACAUUUCAUUGGUGGGUAAUCUCAGUCUGGAUCUGAGCAUUUUGCUUUACUGCAAACAUUCCAAAAUACACAUUUUAAGUCACAUCUUUUUUUGUAAUGCACCUGACAUACGCAAAGUGACCAUUAAGCUGCAUUAUAUUGGUUCUUCAAACUGCGUACUGAGCAUAGCAUAUAUAGUGCCAUAUUUUCUUACCUCAUAUCAUAGUCUGAUUACUAGAAAACAAACUGAAUAUCAUCUAUAUACCCAAGGAAGACCAAAGGUGACAAAGAUUCACUAUCCCCUGUCUUCAUCUCAUUUUAUUUUUUAGAACACUUCAGCACUAAAGUGCAGAGCAAUAUGCUGCAGGGCCCUCAUUAUUUGACUUCUGCAAUGAUGGGGGCCGUAGCUUAGUCAUAGGUACUGCACAGACAUUUGAUUCCUAAUGCCAGUAUUUUGUAUAAAACAAUGCUUCCUACAAGCGACUACUGUAAAUCUCUAACUAGAAUUCCUUUCCCUUAGAACUGUAGUGGGCUGUUACUUCAGCCGUCAAGAAUUAAACCAAGGUUUCCUGCACUGAUACAGAUUUGUCGGUCUAGAUUGAGCCAAUGACUGACAUACCUGUACGCAGGCAGGAUAACAUUUACGGUAUGCUGCACUGAACUGGAGUUAAAAGCCUUUAUUAUUGAACAAUCAUGCUGAAAAACGAUAAGAAGAAAUUGAUGUGUCCUUUUAAGACAAUAUUGGGAUUUUUGUUAUAUGUUAUUUGUUUGACAUUUUUUUGUGCUUUUCUUUUAAUGUCACUUUUAUGCCAUAGCAUGUUUUAGCACGUCAUUAUAUAGUAUGAAGGGAUUUACACGAGUUUAUAAGAUGUCGGAAACAAUAUUGUACUGAAGUAUGUACAGAGGCAUGUCUCUCGAAACACUUAUUGGUCUAUGUAUCACAGCAAACAUGGACCAAAUGCUGUACAAGAAGAUGUGAGGGACAUAUAUGUGUGUGUGUGUAUAUAUAUAUAUAUAUAUAUAUAUAUAUAAAGCAAAACUAUCCCAUUGAUUAAAUAGAAUUUCUUUUUUGGAUACAUUUGAAGUCUAUAAUCUGUAUCAUUUAUCUUUACCUCUAUUAAAGCAAAGUAAAAGGUAACCUAAGUCUGUAGUGAAAUAAUAUAACUCAAAAGCCAUAAAAAAAAGUGUGUAUGCAAAAAACUGAUGAAAACGGCUGAUAUUAUACAUGGUAACAAAAGUCUAUUUUUUUUGUUACUAUUUAACUUUCAUGUGUGUAAUUUAUUUCCUCUAAAUGAAUUAAAUACAAACCCUGUGAGCAUAUUACUAGUAUACAGCUCAUU
Pseudophryne corroboree (corroboree frog) is the source of this 7607-nucleotide messenger RNA. It is a transcript of the gene NEXMIF, whose product is annotated as neurite extension and migration factor. The record is from RefSeq and is a predicted model, not a curated record. The transcript has 6 exons. Gene Ontology annotation, cellular component: nucleus. NCBI's taxonomy places the organism in Eukaryota, Metazoa, Chordata, Amphibia, Anura, Myobatrachidae. Gene Ontology annotation, biological process: negative regulation of cell-cell adhesion mediated by cadherin; negative regulation of cell-matrix adhesion; negative regulation of neuron migration. The coding region runs from base 981 to 5354 and encodes 1457 amino acids.